Messenger RNA from Dibothriocephalus latus, 399 nucleotides. NCBI's taxonomy places the organism in Eukaryota, Metazoa, Platyhelminthes, Cestoda, Diphyllobothriidea, Diphyllobothriidae. The record is from the annotation of a GenBank genome assembly.
AUGGCACACCCUAUAAUUGAUGUUGACCUUGCUUCAGACACUCCUACGGAUUUAAUACUGGAAAAGCACAUUCAGUUUCUUGCUUCUUUUGAUAAAAAAGCCGAUCCGAUGCUGGAUUACUUAAAGUUAUCUGCUAUGUACUGGUGCUUAACUGCACUAGAUUUGAUGGACAAAUUGGAUGUAAUCGACAAAGAGACGGUGGUCCAAUUUGUGCAGUCGUGCCAGAAUCCUGACGGAGGGUUGGCUCCUGCCCCCGGGCAUGAUUCACACAUUCUGCCUACUUUGAGUGGCAUCCAAAUUCUCGUCCUCUACGACGAGCUUGACAAAAUCGAUCGGAAAAAAGUUGCAGAAUAUGUAGCAAAACUACAGGUGGGACUGACGUUGAUUCCAAGGUUAUAA